AUGACGGUGGUGUUUUUGCUCUACUGCAUGAUCCAGCUUCGCGACGGUCUGCUUCUACGACCACACCCGGCGGUCUGGCGUGUGGUACACGGAGCGGGUCUGUUGUACCUCCUCGCGCUGGUGUUCAUCCUGGUCCAGAGCGAAAACAACGCCCGCCAGUUCCUCACCUUCUUCUAUCCCGACCUCGGCAAGCCACCAGCCGCAAACGACCUGAUCUAUGCCUCGGAUUGUCGUAUCUACACUCCCGAGCAGGAGAAUCAUUUCGCGCAUGUCACCUCCGCGUGGCACGACAUCUUCAUCGCGGCGCACGCCUUCGGGUGGUGGGCCAAGAUGGUGAUGCUGCGCGACUGGCGUCUCUGCUGGAUCCUGGGGAUCCUGUGGGAGCUCCUCGAGUACUCGUUCCAGCACAUCCUCCCCAACUUCCACGAGUGCUGGUGGGAUCACUGGCUCAUCGACCUGAUGAUCUGCAACCUCGCGGGCAUGGUGCUCGGGAUGGUCACUUGCCGAUACCUCGAGUCCUUCGAAACGCCGACACGUCACCAUAUCAAAAUUCUAGUCCGUCGAUACGACUGGACGGGUGCGUCGGAGGGCCCGGCAGGCAUCAGGACGCAUCUCAAGCGCGCGCUGGCCCAGUUCUCGCCCAUGCGAUGGACCAGGUAUGAAUGGUCCGUGUUUUCUUCGGUCCGUCGGUUCUUCAUGGUGGCGAUGAUGAUCGUCAUGAUGGAGGUCGUCGAGAUGAACGGCUUCUUCCUCAAAUAUGUUUUGUGGAUUCCGCCGGCCAACCCGCUGAACACGAUGCGUCUGCUGCUGUUCUGUCUUCUCUCCAUUCCUGCCCUGCACGAAUGGUACGCCUACGUGGUGGCCUUUGAGAAGACGCAGACCCGCCGACUCGGCAAGGACAUGUGGCUGGUCAUCGCCAUCAUGGGCGUCGAGUUUGCCGUGUGCAUGAAGUUUGGGUGGCGUUUGUUCAUGGUGGUGCCGCCGACGCCGGUCAUCUGGGGUUGGACCCUGUCGGCCAUCCUCCUGCUCAUUUGGGUGGCGCUCCGCUUCGGCAUGGCGCCCACACUCCAGAGCGGCAAGAAGAAGAGUCCUUGGCGAGUGACUGGCAUGAACCUGUUGUUCGUGGUUGCGCUGCUGCCGUUGGUGUGGCUGAUCUACACCCAGGACGUGGGCUACGGCGAGGUGGGCCGGGCCAUCCUCGCCAACCAGACGGCCCUCCCCCAUGUUGGUGCCUGA
Messenger RNA from Acanthamoeba castellanii str. Neff, 1236 nucleotides. Its product is annotated as phosphatidylserine synthase. Gene Ontology annotation, biological process: phosphatidylserine biosynthetic process. The transcript has 12 exons. Bases 1 to 1236 code for a protein of 411 amino acids. NCBI's taxonomy places the organism in Eukaryota, Discosea, Longamoebia, Acanthamoebidae. The record is from RefSeq and is a predicted model, not a curated record. Gene Ontology annotation, molecular function: L-serine-phosphatidylethanolamine phosphatidyltransferase activity.